UGUGCGCGACUGCGCGUGCAACCCGAGAGAGUGAAGCGCGAGGAUCAGUUGUCAUCUUGCUGUCAGCAGGUUCAGCUAAACUUGUGUUUUCCAUGUCAAGAUUCGUGACAAUUCGGUGUUUUGCCAGAUCUCGACCUCGUGUCCUGGAAUACACGUAAAGAUGGCGAAAAAGAGUAGUUCCAAAAAGUCAUUCAAAAGCUUGUUUUCUAAAAGCGAAGCCAAUUUAACCAACCCGGUGGAGAAAGAUGACAGUGGACGUAAAAUGUUUAAACUCUUCAAAUUCAAGAAAAAGAGGAAACCCAACAAAGAUGAAGAGAAGCAAGUCGUCGCCGGUGCUGCUGAGACCAAUGGAUCUGGUGGUGAUGCCCUGGGGAGGGAUGCUGAGGACUGGCCUGAUGUCAGUCACACCAAGAAGACCAGAUCUCUGACUGCUCCCAGAUCAAAGCACAUUGCCCCCCCUCCCCCUCUCUCACUCACUAUACCUCCCUCUGUCUUUCCGUCUAUCGCUCGCAAACAGGCCAAGGACCUCAGCUACUCAGAGAUGGACCUCCGUGCCAAGCCCAAGAGGUUCGGCACAUUCACCUUUGGCUUGAAGAGGAGGAAGAAAAAGAGUGACGGGGAUCUCUCCCAGAGCAUCGUAGUCCUCCACGGCCCCGAGCCAGAGGUCAAAGGGCAAGAGGAGGAGGAGCUUCUGAACCUCAGCCUCUGGGACAUCGGCCAGGGAGGCACUCUGAACAAGAGGGUAAGGUUCGCUGUGUCUCAGCCUGACCUAAACACUAAGACACUGGUCACCUCUUAUCCUCCUCCCACUGACCCCAAGAAAUCGCAGGCCCAGGAGCCACCGAUGGACAGUCCUAAGACUGCCACCAACCAACCAAAUUCCCAGAUGGAUAACAUUAUUCCUCUUGAAGUGGGCCGGGCUACAAGAAAAGUUCCUUUAGCUAUGCCUGAGGUGGAGUGGAACGAGAUCUCACAGGAAGAGGAGAUCCCGGAUGUUCAGUGUGACAACCCGUAUGGCUCAACAGACCAUACUGACACAGCUUCUCCAAUGGAUGUUGAUAGCUUUAACCGAAGUCCUCCACCUUUCCCACCCAACCCACCUACACCGUCCUAUCCAUCUAGCCCACCCCCCUGCUACCCAUUGAGCCCAGCUACAUCCUUUUCCCCCUUUAGCUCUCCUCCUGCUACAGUUUACACCUCAAACGAGAGUGAUGAAAUGCCCCCCUUACCCAGCGCUGACCCUGUGAAUAGUGGUAUUAUUCAUCCUGUCCUUCCUGUGACUGAACUCUCACUUCGCAAAACUGAGGCCUCUUAUGUUACUCUCUCCAUUGGACAACCUGUUGUUGUUGAAAAUAUCACCACUGUUACCCCUAAUACAGAUCCCUCUCCCAUUGCCUUGGACCCCAAUAUAGAAGCCACUAUUACUGAAACAGACACAACUGACGUUAAAACCGAGACCUUUCCUCUGAACCCUGAUUCUUUGGCUGACAACACUGAGACACCUAUUCUCAACACCGUCGCCCCCGCUCUUAUCACCAUCAACUCUGUUACUGACAUGGACACCAACUCCAUCAAUGAUACCUCUGUCUCCACCACUGAUACAUCUAGGCCUAUGCCUGAAACAGUCACCUCCAUCACCUCUGAAGAGAUCAGCGCUGCUAUUGCUGAUCCUGGCCCCUCUCUCGCUGAAAUGGUCAUCCCCGUUCCAAGCACUGACAAAUCUACACAUGAAAUUCUAGCCUCCAUUGCAAACACUGUCAACUCCAUUACCAACAGUGACAACACUGUCCCCAACACUGACACUUUCUCUGCCAACACGGAGGCAUUUGGAACUCUGUAUGACUCACUACUUCCGCAAAGUUUCACCUCGGAACAAGAAUCUGCCACAUCAGACAAUGACUCUACUGAGGGAUGCCUUGACACCAACCUAACCAUAAUACAUUAUGAAACUAACCCACACCUGUCCUUGGAUAGCCCCUUUGACUCACCAAGUCCCAUUUUACCUGAAUCAGUUAAACAGGAGUCUAAAACUGCCAUUGAUCACACUGAAGCUAGUGUCAGUGACCCCACCCAAUCAUUACAGUCUGCCACUGUCCUCCCUGUCCCCGACAUGGACAUACCUGCCACUGCAGUCUCCAAAAUGGAUACCAGCCACCCUGACACAGACACCACUGCUAAUACUAACCUCACUGUUACUGAUACCGACACUCAACAAGUAUUCGAAGAUCUUUACGACUCUCUUUUUCCUGGAAUGUUCCCCUCACCUCACAUAUCUGGCCACACCGCAUCUGCUCUCAGCAGUUACACUUCUGGCGUUGUGACAUCGGGCGUGAUGAUGGACACUCGAUGCACACCUCCUAAUAUAGACGCUCCUUUUGAGAACAAGCUUCCCCCUGUUCCUCAAACAGACACUGCCCACCCGAGCACAGAUGUCUCCCUCGCUGAGCCCGAGGCCUUUGCGCCUCUGUGCUUUGAGCCUACACUCCCCACAACUGAGCCAAUGGAAAUGGAUGACUUAGAGCCUGAGUGUCCCACCUCAGACUCACCUAUCCCAAAUACCGAUAUCGCUGUCCCUGAUCGUGGCUCUAGUGACACAUGCGACUCUCUCUAUGACUUUCUUUUCCCUGAACGUUUUCCUUCUGACCAGGUGUGCACCAUUUCUGACCCCCACCGUGAUAAACCAGUCUAUGUUACGGACACCGAUUCUGUUCCGCUCCGGCCAGAUUGCAACACUCGACCAAACCUUGUUGAUCAGUCGGAGCCUUUGACCGCAGCUCUUCCAGUUGACCUUGAUACGGAGGACACUGAAAACACGUAUCUCGUCCUUCAUCAUUCUGAUAUGAACAUUGACAACUCUGAUCACAUUCUCUCGGACAAUGUCACCCUCGUUUCUGACAUUCUUAGCGCCAGCCAUCCAAGCACUAAGAAUUCCAGUACUCUUGAAACCACCAUCUCCAUUGAUGCGUCCGUCUCCUCAACAAUAGCAGAGACUAUGGCUACUGAGACAGGUCAAGAAGCAGAAGUGCAGAUUAUGGAAGAGGAAAAUGGACAGAUUGAGCAGAAUAUUACGUCCUAUGAUGUAGACGUAGUCAGGGAAAGAUCAUAUGAUAUGUCCACCAUGGCUACUGAGAAAGUUCAAGAAGCAGAGUUGGAGGUAAUGGAAGAGGCCAACAGCAUAGAUUCUAAUAGACAGAUUAAAGAACAUAUGCCCUGUGAUGCAGACGUUAACAGGGCAAGCUCACAGUGUGUGAUCAUACCAGAGAACAGCAAUGCCAUGGAAGUCACCAUACCAGCGGUCCAUUACAGCAUCCUGGAGGAUUACAUGGAGGAGAGUGGCGUUGAAGAGGUGAAAGCAGAGGAAAUGCAAGGAGCGGGCAAACAACGGAGGAAUGGUAAUGAAACCGUUGAAGCGGGAUGGAGUUUGGGGUCACAGAAAGUAACGGAGGUAAUGUUAGAAACGAAGGAUAGAGGUCAAGAGAAUGAAGUCCACCGAGAAAAGAAGAGACACAUUGAGUCCCCAGAAGACGGCGAUGCAGAGAGGCUGGUGCCGGUGGAGGAGAGAGGAACGAGAGAGGUCUCGGCACUGGUGAAAGAAGGGUGGGAGGAUGGGGUGGAACCAGCCCUACCUGUUCAGCAGGUGCACACACUCAUGGAAUGUGAGUCGCCCGCCCCGCCUUCCAUCACAGAGCAGCAUGGAGAGGAGGAGGGGUCAGGGAGUAACCGGAGUGCAGUUACAAACGCUUACCUGGUAACAGAGGCCUGCGCUGAUACACAUACACUCAGACAGACCCCAGGCCACGAAGAGCCACAGGAGUCUCACAGCGGCGAGAACGAACACGCUGCCACCGGCAACAGAGAGAGACAGGACACACUCGCAACACAUAACACACUCGCACACACCACAGGCCGAGAGGGGAGCAUUUUAGACACACUCACAGCAGAGGAAGUGGACCUAGUCACUCGUACUACUGAGGACGCAUCCUCUUUCUCUGAGCAGAAAGCAAAAGUGAACGCCACUAGCACACAUGGCGAGAACACAUUUUCACUUGACAGAGAAGAGACAACGACAGACACAGAGUCCAGAACGUACACUGUAAAGAUAGAACAUGAAGGGACACUCGGUACUGAGUGGAUAGACAUCAUUGUCACGCAGGAAACAGACCGAGCCAGUUCAGAGCCAGUGCCAGAGCAGGUGGCAGUGAAUCCUCCAGUCACACGAGACACGAUCCUCGACAGACUUCGAAAGAGAGCCAACGGUCUUGCCACUGAGGACACAGAGAGACCCGGUGCAGAGCCAGAGCAGGUGGGAGGGACGCUAUCAGUCACUGCAGAUACACUGCUCAACUCACUGAGGAGCAGAGUCAAAUUCCUCAGCCAGCCCGAAGGGUCUCUGGAUGCUUCAGCUGUUAACAGUACAGCUUUAGAAGACUCUGAGGACUCCGAUUCAGAAAUUCAGCAGAUAGUGGCUGAUCUGGAGUCAGACAGCGAGAUGAAGUCAUACAGUUCCACUCUCACUCUAAGACCCUCUCCCACCCACAAGGGCGUGGACAAAUCAAAACAGGGCUUCCGCAAAGUUUCCCUGGUCACUGACAAUGACACCACAGACCACACUGAAGACAGUGUGGACUACAGAGAAAGCACGAUCAACGAACCGAAUAGAACUGAAAGUGACCUAGGUCCAGUCGCACCAGAAUACAAAUGGAGGAGCCUGUACGAGGGGGUGCAAACUACUUUCAAACCCAAAUGGGAGACCUGGCGCUCUGACUCUCAGUCAGAUGAGUCAAGAGUGUCCACAUACGAUGGACACUACUCUUCCCUCUCCCCCUCCCUCUCUGUGUACACACGACAACUCACCUCUCUCGGGCCGCCAUUCCAAGAACCUGGCUUGUCCUCCCUCUCCUCAGAGACACCCCGUUCCCCUGUCAAUGGCCGCUGGUUGAGUGACAGGAGCGAAGUUCAGUUGACCCGGGAGAGUAGCAAGCCAGAAGCAGGAACAGGCAGGGGGAGUAGGAGGGUGUGGGAGGAGGAGCUAGCCACUGCACCUGCAGGACAGAGAGAGAGAGAGGUAGAGCAAGAGGGGAGGGAGGGAGAGUCCAUGGCAAGGAAGAUAAAGUCAGGCUGUGACUUGCAAUCACUCCCAGUCUCAAACUUCUCCUCGGCGGGUCAGACCAUUGACAACGUGGACUACAGCAGAGGCAGCAGUGACUCCUACUCCGGACAGUACAAGGCCACCCGCGUGGAUCUGCUCCCUUCCCCCUCCUCCUCGGACCCUUCCCCCUCUUCCUCGCCCGUGACCCCUGAGCCGGGCUCCCCCUAUCACUGCGACAUAGAGAGCCUGGUGGACACCCUGAAGAGCAUGAACCCUAACCUUCCCCAGAGGCAGAGGAGGCUGCGUGGGACCACCGCCCCCUCCAUCAUCUCCUCCCUGCCCUCCAUCGAGGAGGACACCCCCAGCUCCAGUCCCACCAAUACCAAAUCUCCCCAGAUGCCCUCUGGGUCUCUGCUGGAGGGCCCCAACAGCCGCUACAACCUGCCAGCAGACCUUGGCCUCAACUGGAGUGCCCCCAAGGAGAUGCAUUCCCCUCUGGAGUUGAUGAAGCUCCAAAAGCAGCAGCAACAGGAGCAGCAGGCUGGAGACCACCAUUGGAACCGUGGAGGCCUCAACCUCCCACUCCGAGCCUCGGCUCUUAGCAGCAUCGUCAUGAGGAAGAGCUCCUUGGGCAGUGACUCUUCCCCAGAGCACUCGCCGUCCCCCCUGCUAAACGGAGGGAGCAGCAACCAGUCUCCAAACCCCUCACGCCUGGACAGAUCCCUCCUCUACUCUAGCUAUCGUUCAGCAUCGAUUGAUCAACCACAGGAGAACGGCAAGGCCCAUAGCCCAGGCCAGCGGCCCUCUCUGUUCCUUACGGGCUCCCUACCGGACAUAGGGCCUAACCAGGACCACAUGAGCUCAGGGCCUGGUAUGGGCAUGGCUGAUGUGUCUGGGAGCGGACUUGGAUUCAAAUCUGGAGUUGGAACCCAAACUGGAACAGGAACUGAUCCUUCAACCCACUUCCGCUACGAACGUUUCUCCUCCCGGAUGUCUGACUCCUUAACCGGAAACAACACAGACACCAACUGUCGAAUGAUGCGGCCCCCUCCCCUCCCUAGCUUCACCUCUACCCGAGAAGGCCUUCUCAGUCCCACAAGCUCAUCUCUGGACAUCUACAGGUCUUUCGCCAAUGCUAAUGAGUCCGCAUUAAAGCUCAGCCCGGGGCUGGGUGGUAUGAGUUCCAAUGGCAACAUGGGCUCUGUGGGCUCUAUUGGUCUGGGUCUGCAGAGGAACUUCAGUAACGAAGGCCUGAACUCACCACUGUUCAACAUGGGAUCCCCCCAUGGAGGGUCCCCCGAUGGAGGAUCUCACUUCAGUCCAGAGGCUGAGAAGAACCUGUUGCCCAAGUACAGGGCUUUCCCUGACGCCUAUCUCACCAAGGAGAAAGAACAUGGAAAGCUCAACCCUCGACCAGGAAAGAUGUUCAUCUUUGACCGGCCAGGGAUGUGUGGCCAGAGGAUGGAGGUGUGGAGUGAUGUAGUUGAUGCCACACCCUGGCAACUGCAGGAAACCAUCUCUAUCAGAGUUGUCAGAGGAGGCUGGGUCUUGUACGAGAAGCCCAACUUCAAAGGGGAGAAGAUCGCUCUGGACGAGGGGGACAUAGAGCUCACCUACCCCUUCGACCCCCCUGAGGAGGUAGAGGGACAACAACCGCAGAAUGGAGAGGACAGCCAGAAGGAGGGGGGAGAAGAAGUGUUGGCGGCCAAGCCGGCCAGGAGGUUCAUCAUAGGAUCAGUACGAAGGGUAGUCAGGGACUACAGUGUGCCAGAGAUCAGUCUGUUCCCUGAGGAGAAUGCCGAGGGGAAGAAGGUGACCUUCAGAGACACGUCAGAGGACGCCAGGAUAUUCGGCUUCCCCAUCAAAGCCAACUCCAUCAUCAUCAACGCUGGACUAUGGCUGGUAUAUGCUCAGCCUUUCUUCCAGGGCAUACCACGUGUUCUGGAGGUGGGGGGGUUCCCCAACCCUGCAGCCUGGGGUGUGGAACAACCUUACGUGGGCUCCGUGCACCCUCUCAAAAUCGGUGAACCAAGAGUGGAGAAACCUGGUGAGCCCAAGCUGGUGCUCUAUGAAAAGCCCUACUUCACUGGGAAGACAAGGACAAUCUACACCAACAUGAGAGACUUCAUGACCAGGAAGGAUAGACAGCAGACUGCCUUCAUAUACAGCCCUGGAUCCAUCAAAGUACAGGGAGGGUGCUGGGUGGGCUAUGAGAAGGAGGGUUUCCGAGGUCAUCAGUAUAUGUUGGAGGAGGGAGAGUACCAUGACUGGAGGGUGUGGGGGGGCUGCGAUGCCGAGCUGCGCUCUGUCAGAGUCAUUCGAGCGGACCUGACCGAGCCCAUGUUGGUGUUGUAUGAGCAGCCCGACGUGGAGCAGGACAACACCUUUGAGGUGACCGAGGCCAUUCCUGACGUGGAGCAGGACAACACCUUUGAGGUGACCGAGGCCAUUCCCGACGUGGAGCUGUUUGGCUUCCGCACCACCACGCGCUCCAUCCACGUCGUCAGUGGAGCAUGGAUCGCUUACUCUCACGUGGACUUCUCUGGUGACCAGUACAUCCUGGAGAAAGGUUUCUACAGUAACUCUGCUGACUGGGGCUCUUCAGACAACCGCAUCUGCUCUGUCCAGCCCAUCUUACAGGCUCCAAGUGAAAACCAGGGCAGCGUCAGAAGUGAGGUGAUGUUGUACACAGAGCCAGAUUUCGAGGGGGAAUGCCAUGUGUGUGACAAGAACCAGGAGUCCCUCUCUGACAAGCUCAUCGCCAAGUCCUGCAGAGUGGUGGGGGGAAGUUGGGUGGUGUACGAGGGCCGUGAGUAUUCAGGGAACCUGUACAUUCUGUCAGAAGGAGACUACCCCAACUUCACCAGCAUGGGCUGUCCUCCGAACUGUGUCAUACGCUCGCUGAAGACUAUCCCGCUGGUGUUCUCAGUGCCCUCCGUCUCGCUGUUUGGUCUGGAGUGUUUGGAGGGCAGGGAGAUCACAGUGGACACAGAGGUGGUCAAUAUGCUGGAGGAGGGCUACAACAACCAUCUACUCUCUGUCAGAGUCAACCGAGGCUGCUGGGUGAUGUGUGAGCACAGUAACUACAGGGGGCGACAGUUCCUAUUAGAACCCAUUGAAAUCACCAACUGGCCCAAAUUCAGUCAGCUUCUCACCAUUGGCUCAAUGUACCCAGUACGGCAGAGGCGGCACUUCUUCCGCAUCAAAAGCAAAGAGCGAGGUCACUUCCUGUCCAUCCAGGGUGGCGUAGAGGAAAUGAAGUCGGGACGUGUUGUGGUGACCGAGCAGGUGGAGGGCAUGAGCGACAUCUGGUUCUACCAGGAAGGCCUCAUCAAGAACAAGUUGGCUCCUACUAUGAGCCUGCAGGUAAUGGGGAACGUGGAGGCGGGGGCGAAGGUGGUGCUGUGGUCAGAGACCCGGCAGCCUGUCCAGACCUGGUCAGCCCAGAUGAGAGGCACCAUCCCCAGCCUCACCUUCCCUGGCAUGGUGUUGGACAUCAAGGGUGGCAAGCAGUACGACAGAGACCAUGUGGUGAUUUUACCAGAGAGUGAGGAGAGGCCUUGCCAACAGUGGGAGCUGGAGCUGCUGUAACCUUCCAAUAACCUUCCCUCAACCCACACCCUUCACCCGCUCCUCCAAUACAAUACAUUCCAAUAUCCCCAACCCCUCAGAACUUCUGCUCUUCAGUCUGUGGACUGAAGCACCGCAGUAAGCACCGCAGACUGAACCUUGUGUCAUCAUGGUCAGGCACUGUCAAGAGGAUCCCAGAACAUCUUCAUUACAGUUAAAGGGUUUCUUUCAUUCUGUGAAGAAUCAUAUGAGGGUUAUAAUUUUUUUGCCUGAAUGUGAGGACAGCAGCAUACGAAUGACUCAUCUAACAACCAGUGCCUUUGGAUGUAGUCAACUGGAGAGUAUGGGAAGGGUAGUGCUUCUUUUCCCCUCCCUUAAAUGUGUGUAUUUGAAUUAUUCUAUUAACAGACAUUCUACCCUCUCAGAUUCUUCCUUGACUUCGAUGGUAUGACCCGGCUUAGCACACACAGUGGUGGACAGAACCAUUCACUUGAACCCACUAAUGAUUAUUGGGAAGGUCAAGUUCCAUCUACCAUAUGAUACAUCACCUUUGGCUACAAGCAGUGUAUUUAAGAGGGUUUCAUAAAGGAAGCCAAAUCUAUGCACAUUAUUUUCUGAAUUGGCUUAGUUCAACAUUUUGUUUGACUAUGUAAUGUACUACCUUUUGGGAAACCAUUGGAUGGGAAGUGUGUUCUUUAGGCAGUAUAAUACAUACAAUAAUGUAUGAUGCAGUGCAAUGACUCUGUGGGCUUUUAUGCAGUUCCUCUCUAAUGCUACAGUGUGUUCUUCUAUUUCACUAUGGUCUCUCUAUUUUCAUAGAUAUGAAGCAUACAUUGCCAAACACUGUCAAAAUACAGGUUACUUUCUUAUUUUUAUAUUUAACACCAAAUGCCUUGCACCUCAAUGCAUUAUUCUUUGAUACCAAAAAUAGAAUGUGAAAAGAAAUGAGUGGUUUUAAAAUAUUAAAUAAAACUAUCAAAAAUGAAA
Messenger RNA from Oncorhynchus masou masou (cherry salmon), 9646 nucleotides. RefSeq lists its product as uncharacterized. The record is from RefSeq and is a predicted model, not a curated record. The transcript is spliced from 22 exons. NCBI's taxonomy places the organism in Eukaryota, Metazoa, Chordata, Actinopteri, Salmoniformes, Salmonidae. Bases 161 to 8680 code for a protein of 2839 amino acids.